Messenger RNA from Paramuricea clavata, 9333 nucleotides. The record is from the annotation of a GenBank genome assembly. NCBI's taxonomy places the organism in Eukaryota, Metazoa, Cnidaria, Anthozoa, Malacalcyonacea, Plexauridae.
ACCUGGCUGUGUAAUUUCUCAACGAAACCUUGGCUCAAUUCAUAGAGUAUGUUGUUAUAUUCUGUUUUCUUUCACUUGGUUCCCACUAAUAGAAAAGGCGUCUUGUGAUCAGAACAACCCCAUUGUCUUGUUAUUGUCGUACACACCUAUUGUAAUAUAUCAUGCAAUUAGUAUAUGAUUUUGCCAACAUAUCGUUAAUUAGAAGGCUUGUUCUUGGCAAUUGAUGUUGUGUGAAAAUACUGCAAUUUUAACACUUGCUACAUAUCGCAUAUCAAUGCAUGCACGCAUAUCGACAGACAAUUUAUAUAUCAAUGCGCAUUAAUUUGCCUUAACCGAGCUGGCCAGGGAGACAAGUCAGCCAUGAAACUCUCUGCUUACUUGGUUUUCAUACUUAUCUUGCUUUUUUGUUCUUGUGAAUCGAAAAGAAGAAGCAGUGGAAGAAAAGGUAAAAGGCAGAAAAGUGGAAUGAAAAGUGGUAGCCUGCUUUGUAGCAAAGGAAAUAAAAUUGGACAUUGGAAGGUUAGUUGUUGUUAACAGGCAAUUUUUUCUUUGUCUCGUAUUUGCGAUGAAAAGUGUGCAAAACCUUCAAAACUGCCCUGUCUUAGCUUUAUGUUCUAGUUUAUACAUGCAGUUAGAUGCAUUUUUAAAUGCCUCUUCCGGUUGAGAAACAUAAAAUAGCAGUAAAAAUUGUCCGUUACAAUACAAUUAUUAACGAUGCUUUGAACUUGACGCCAUAUUCACAGCAAUAGUCGAUUAAACAAAACUUUCUGAACUCCAUGUCUAAUUUUACAAUCAAACGGCAAUAUCUUUUUUUUCCUUCGGUCAAUUUUUCUGAAUUUAUUUUUUAAGAUUUAUGGUUGAAAGGGGAACGACAUAUUAAAAUUUGAAGGGAUGUUUAUAAGGCCGGUUUUGAGAUAUUCAUGAAUAACGACUACAAAAAAUCUGUCUUAUAGAAUUUCUUGAAAUUUUGAUAUGUUAAUUUGGCGAAUCGUCAUGCUUAGCAAACGUGCAAAGUUUAAAAAACUUUCACCGAAGGAAACGCGAGAAAAAUAGUCCUAAAUCCAGUUGAAGCUGUUGACGUGACAAACUUAUCGAUUCGAGAUGAUCACUAUUUGCGUGGGGAACACGAAACGCGUACGGUUUAUAGUUGGCUUUUUUAGCAAUUUUCUCUUUGAGUUUUUGGCUUAUAUGUAUCACACAGAUAUUUUUUACUUAUUUGAAAUGAAAAUAAAAGAUAUAUGUAUUCAAAAUACGAAACAAACCUUCAAGACAGUAUAAAAUAUAAUUUCAGUCCGUGACACUGUUGUUGAACAUUGUGAGCAUUAUGAAAUACAGUACUGAACAUAUUAAAUAUAUAAAAAAAAACACACUGAAUGUAGGUAAAAACUAGCUAACAACAUACGUACUGUUCGAAUGUUGAAAAGUUUAGGAUUAUAAUAAAAACUGGCGUUUUCUUUGUAGAUAAAAAUACAAAAACAACUUCCCGCGGCUUGUUUACUUGUUUCAAGAUUUUUACCGGGCCACGACGAUUCCACGCGCGAGUCGCGAGGAUGAUGUCUGAGCUAUAUAAAUAUUUUAAACUGGACUAUAACUGUAGGGAGCCACCUUAAUUGAAAAAACUAACUAGAAAAAUCAAUUAUACAUUACAAUUCAAGAUCAGUAAACUCAAUUUUUUUUUAAAAUGUUAAAAACAUUACGUUUGCUGAUCUUCAAUUAUGCUUAAUUGAUUUUCCUGGUUAGUUUUUUCAAUUAAAAGGGCUGAAAUGCGCCUUAAAAACAUCGUUCAAAAGGCUGAACUGUGCCUUUAAUGGUCAAUCACAUCAAUUGAUAUAUGGCCGCCAAAAGUCUCAUGAUCUUGCGUGUUAAAACGAUCUAAAACUCAUUAGAAGAGAUGUGGAAACUGGAUAUUUGUUUAGUUAGUGGAAAAAAAACAUUUUCUUGGUAGUAUCGGCAAAUUUAAACACGUAACGAUUUGAUUCGUAAGGAAUGACAGGAAUGUGACAGAUUUAAAGGUCUCUUCUCGCAAUGUGCGUUUAUAUAUAAAUAUUCUGGCUUUAAAAUAAAUUCCCUGAAUUUAUAAGGUUGCUCUAUCCAGUUAUAUAAAAAUCAGUGAACUCGCUAAAUGCGUGCAUAGUAAACUUAUUAAAAACUAUAAUCAAAUAAAACCCGAAAGUUAAACCUCCCCGGCUAGCUAGACUGUUUAGCCGGCGGGUUCAAAUUUAAUUUCUUACAUAUAACAUUUGCUUAAUCGUAUUUAAUAUUUCUCAAACAAACGUGAAUAUAAAUUGUGAAUGAGCAACUGUAUUUUUAUCCUCUGUGUAUAAUUACGCAAUUUAUUUUUACGACCAAUUUAAUUCGGUCUACUUUGCAUUUUUACUUGCACCACUUUCAAGAGGCCGACUAAAUAGAUUAAAAUUAUGGCCGACAUGUUGGGUAUACUAAUUUCUCAAAUCGCCAUGUUAAUAGCACACCAGCGUGUCUCCAUACGCACAGGAAAAACACUAUAGGCAUAAUUGAAUUGCGUGGAAAUAACCUCCACUGAAAGAUCGAUAAUUGAAAAUAGAUUAAUUCCGAGCCUUUUUAAGCGAAGCAUCUCGGCAAAUUGGCAAAACCGUCGGACACACAAGUCGAGACACGUACAUUGAAAUUUCAAGGAAAAAGUUUGAGACGUCGACUUAAUACAAGUCAAAAUGAAAAUUUCUGUCGUUUUAUCUUUCGCUCUACUUUUCGUCUUCUUCGCUUUAACGCAAAGUAAGAACUCUAAAGAUAAAAAGGGCAAAGACAAACAAAACGGUAAUGGUAAACAGAACGGUAAUGGUUGGAAAAUUGGUAAAUGGAAGGCAAGUACAAUACUGUAUAUUGUGAUGGUUCAUUGAUGCGUUAAAGUCAAAUCAAACAUGCGGCAAAUCGUAAGCGGCGAGGCCCUUGCCAAGGAAAUGUCAAUUAUCUGGUAAAGGGCGAUUUACCGAUUACACAACUUUUGCCUAAAACUGUCGCAUGCAACGUAUACCGGCCUGUUUACAACUCGAGUGAUACUAUGCAAAUCAAGUACACAACUCGUCUAUACGUUGUCGUAUAGGUGAGUUAUUGUGUGCUUGAUUUACACCGAGUACAACUUAAGUUGUAAUUUUCCAACCUCACGGUGAAAACUCUGCACAAGUACUUGAUCACACAUUUCCAGUUCACUUUUUAUACAUUACUCUGACUCAGUUUAACAAACGAGCCUUUAGUCCUGGACUAUAGGGCACAUUUUGAUUUACGUUGUAGAAAAAGUUACAGUUAUAGGUCGGACACCAAUACACUCGGGUCGGACAAACAAUAAGCCUGAGUUUAAUUAACUUAGGUCGGACAGAACGUCCAGUGGUUUCCUCUUUACCUCGCGGACACGGGACGGAAUAGGUCGUACAAUGUCCGUUUCUGAGAUCGCUGGAUCUUGGUCCUGGAUAGAUCGUGGAUAUAAUGCGAUACAUUGCUCUUUCAAAAGGAAUACUUAGUUUGUCUUCAAAUUGCAUGAAUAACACAUAAUUUUUCUUUUACUUUCAGAAAUUCUUAGUCCAAUACGGAUAUGCCUCCUCAAUGAACUCGUUCAGUCCACACGAAAUAAAACUGGCCGUGACGAAAUUGAGGAUCCUGUUUCAAUUUGACAACACGACUACAGACGAAGAUCUUGCGAAAUUCAUAGAACUACCUCGUUGUGGCAACAAAGACAUAAAGGAAAAGAAGGGCAAAAACUCCAAACGUGUUCGCCGCUAUGAUCUGAACCCUGCUUGGAGGAAACCGAGUUUCACGUAUGCCUUUGAAAAAUACAGUUCUGAUCUUACCGUAGCACAGCAGCACAGCAUUGCUGCCCAAGCAUUUCAGUUAUGGAAAAAUUCCGUGCCUGAGUUAGACUUUGCUCACACUCAAAAUGUGGUUGAAGCUGAUAUUAAGUUUUCGUGAGUAUAUAUAUAGCUAUAUAUGUAUAUAUGUAUUAUUGCACUGGGGCCACGGUUGUUCAAAGCUGGGGAUUAACGCUAACCCUGGAUUAAAAGUUAACCCGCCAUUUCAGUUUGUGUAUCUCUGCACGUCUGGGGCCAGUUGUUCAAAUGUGGGUUAGCGCUAACCCUGGGUUAAAAUUUAACCUUUAGUUUGUGUAAAUUUAACCUUUAGUUUGUGUAUUUCUGCACGUCUGUUUAUUUCAAAACUUCAGAGAACUAAACUCCUAUCGAUCCAGACAAGAUCUCUGAAGAAAUAUUUCCAAAUUUAUAGACAGGCUGUCAGGAAGUUUGCUUUGAAUUUUAGGUUAACCCAGGGUCAAGCUAACCCAGCUUUGAACAACCGGUCCCUGUUUGUUACAAAAUUGCAGGUUGUUCAAAGCUGGGUUAGUUUAACCCUAUCCUAUGUUAUAACCUAAAAUUCAAAGCAAACUUCCUGACAGCUUGUCUAUAUUUCUUCAGAGAUCUUGCCUGGAUCGAUAGGAGUAUCGUAUACUUCUGUGAAGUUUUGAAAUAAACAGACGUGUAGAAAUACACAAGCUAAAACAGCGGGUCAAAUUUUAACCCAGGGUUAGCAUUAACCCACCUUUGAACAACCGGCUCCAGCAGAAAAGAAAACUCCAGCAAGUUGAUCCACACAAGAUUUCUGAAGAAAUAUUUCCAAGUUUAUAAACAAGCUUUGGGAAGUUUGCUUUGAAUUAUAAUUUAAUUAAUAAGCUAUAGGGUUAAGCUGACCGGCUUUUCAACAACCGGCCCCAAAUUUAUUCAUGAAUAAUAAUGCGAUAAAGAGUUUAUCUUCUCGGAUCAAUUAGGCAGUUAAAGAAUCCUGUUAUAAUAUUAUUAUUGGCGAAUUCCAGUCAGGGUUAUGAAGCACGCAGAUACAUGCAUGCGCCUUUUUUCUACUGCCAUUUGAGGGAUCCUUUUUUUCAAUUGGAGCCGGAAGGGUAUAAAUGGAGUAACGUGGUUCAAUACUAAAUUGUUAAUUAGUUUGAAUUUGACUAUUUGUGGUGGGAAUAGUAGUUGGCUAACGUCCUGACGAGGGGUCUUUGCUUGAAACGUCGAAGUUCUCCUUGUAUUUUCCAGGUAAUUGCAUCCCUAUCAAUCCAUAGUUGUGUUAUUAUUGGUUAUACCAGUGGCGGAAAUUCACUUUUUCCGGGGGGUGGGGGGGGGCAAAGCCUCCUAAAUUUCCGACAAAACUUUCAAAUGUCCGACAUACCCUGGGGGCGCCCAUCCCCCACCACCACCACCUAUAGAAUUCCGCCACUGGGUUAUACUACAGUAAGACCCCGCGUACAAGAACCUAGAUUUUUCAAGUUAGCCUAAACAGGUUCUUAUAUAAAUGAAAUCGUGAAGUUAAGCUAAACAGGUUUUCAAAUAGGUUCUUAUUUAGUCUAAAAAGGGAGUCAAUUUCGGUUGGUGUAGGUACAGUUAUUUUUUGUUGAUGUGUUCAAACAUGCAAACAUGCUGUUUAUUAAUUGUUAUCCAGGUCUCUGGCUUCUGGAUCAUUCUCAAUACUUUGUGAAGAGUUUAUUUUAUUUGAUCAGUUUAUAAUUUUUAGAGUGAUAAAAAUAAAAUAAGAACCUGUUUGAAAUUUUGGCCUAAACAGGUUCUUAUAUAAAGGGGGUCUAAUAAGCAAUUUUAGCCUAACAGGUUCUUAAAAUCUAGGUUCUUAUACGCGGGGUCUUACUGUACCUGCCGCGUUCAAGAUUAUUAGUAUUACAUAUAUACAUGUACAUUAUACAGUUCACUCCCAUCGGGACUUUUCAGCAACCGAUUCAUCGAUAUAAAUAUUUUGGUCUAUUUUCAGUUUCGAAAUAAAUUCGCACACGGGUUGUGCUCAAGCUUUCGAUGGCACAGGUCCGAUACUCGCGCAUGCGUACUACCCUGAAGAUGGCCGAGUACAUCUCGACGAUGACGAGUUGUUCACGGACCAAACUAGCGUUGGGAUGAACCUGUACACCGUGCUUGUUCACGAGAUUGGUCACGCCCUAGGCCUCGGUCAUUCCUUUGUCUCUGGAGCUGUAAUGAAUCCUGUUUAUCAAGGAUAUAAUGGAGUAUUGACUCUACAUGAAGACGAUAUCAAUGGAAUGCGACUGCUAUAUGGUAGGUUUGACAUAUGUUACGGGAGAGAAAAAAUUUAGCGGAUCAGAAAGAAAUUUUCCAGACGUUUUUACAUUUUGCUAACCAAACAAAAAUUUUUUCCCUGCUAAAACUUCUAAAAUUGUUGUUGUUAUCUUACAUGUUCCAUGGUUUUCAUUUAUUUUCCCCAUCAAACUUACGUUUCGAAAUUUGCCCGAUUUGAAUUUUUUUUUGAGGGGGGGGGGAGAAGGGGGAGAAGGGGGAUCAUAUGUAGCUGCCCUCUGCUCCCUCGUCUCGUACGUUUAUUACGUUUUAUACAAUCAUGGACGUUUGGGAAGGCCCAGAUAUUAUAUUUCCCUUCUUGGCAGCAACUUCCAAAAAUAAAAAUUUCGUGUGUAAGUCAAAUAUAAAACUUCCUGCAUAUGUAGCUUUCGAAGAACGGUGGUAUCACAGAGUAAGUACAUACAGAGGUCGAUCUCACUUCAGGUUAAUUUAGCGUAAGAGAUUUUUCAAGUACCCUAAUGAGAGGCCGUCACCCCCUGAAAACAUAUUGAAAUUAAUGUUCCAGGGGGGGUGAGUGCCCCUCUUUAGGGCACUUGCAAAGAACAUGGCCGCCAGAUAUGCGGUAGCCUGCAUGGCAGGCGGUCUAAGCUUGCCCGAUUUUAGGGACCGCCUGCCAUGCAGGCUAGAUAUGCGGCAGAUAUGUACUACCUUACAGUUUUCCCGCAGAAGUGAGACCUCUGUAUGUGCUUACUCUGUGGUGUAUGCCGAAAAUAGACUGGCGUACUUUAAAGCCAUACGGGAUUAAAAACCUUCGUCAGAAUUGAUUCUAUCGUAUUUUAAUGAUGUUUUUCUAUUUGAGCUUUUUUUUCUUUCAGCGCCCACAACCGCUUCAGACCCAAGUAUGUGUUAUUCUAUUACUAUAAAAUAAAAUUAUCGUGAUUUUUGGGCAUCGAUCUCGCUCGAUAGAAUUAAUACAGCAGAUAGAUAUAUCAAUAUCAUUAUACCUUCUUUGCAUCACCCAUUACAUAUAUACGAUACGAUGUUUUGGUUAAUGCUCAGCAACUGGACUCUGUAGUUCAGUUGGUUAGAGCGCUGCACCGGAAUCGUAGGGCCACAUGUGUGCGGGGGCGUGGCAUGCUCCCCGUUGAAAGUUUAAAAUCUGAGGCCCCUCAGCCUAUUCAGAUUCAUCGAAAAGAUUUAGAAAACUAAAAAUUUUAAAAAAGAAUAAAAUGUGCUUGCUUAUAUGUAUGUAGCAUUUGAAAAAUUCUUCCUUUUGUGUUGUUUGUUUAUAGUUAGUGAAAAAUUUGCCGUAUAAGUUGGACGUUAUAUUGCGGUACACGUCCCCGCUCCCCAACAUUUUUGAACGGAUAAGCAUCUCUCGAAUCUGGUCGUGUGGUGUGGGUCCCCUCGGUGGCUACGUUCUGAAAUUCCACUUAAAACAAAAAAUCUACUAUUCUAUACAUUAUAUAUAGUUCUUAUUAGCUCUGUCACCUAAAUUCACCUUGGUCAAAACAUACAUUGAUUAAUUUGAAGAAUGGUCUCGAAUUGAUUUGUGUUUGUUCAGUUUGUUUGAGCAGUUUGAGAGCCCAAACAUACAUUUGUGCAAUAUAUUCUAAAUUGCGUGGGACAGUUAAUCGUUCAGCAAACUAAACAAGAAUUGAAUAAAUUGAAUGCGUAAAUAUCAGGACGUUUAGGUUUAGUUCUAUUCGAUGUAAAACUAAAUUUUGAAGGUUUUUUUUGAGAUACGUAUCGUAUAGUCAGACCGCUUAUCACAAAAUUCAGUCAUGGGCAUGGGCGUAACAAAAGAUUGGUAAAAGCAUGAAAGUUGUCACAGAGCAUUUUUGGCAUGACCUAUCCUAUAUAUUUAUAAAUAUUAGAAGGGCGCCCAAAAUUUAAUUGUUUUGAAGCCAAGGAAGCUCUGUGCCUUAAAAUACACUCAAAAUAUCGUCGCCACUUGCCGACUUUCAUUAAUUUUGCAAUAACAAUUGAACAGGACUUUUGCAAUAACAAUUGAACUCCAACAACAGGACAAAAUAAUAAAGUCCUAUAAAUUAGGUCCUCCCACAAACGUCUACGAACGCAUCGACGUUUACAAUUGUAAUUGUAAUCCAAGAACCGGUUGGCUGUUCAAAUUUAGAAUUGUAAACAUGCAAAAAUAUGUAGGUGCGGUCGUAGACGUUUGUGGGUGUGGCGGCGAUACGAAUUUUCGAUAUCGAUGCGAUUCCACAGUUCGGUGACUUUCGUAAUACUAAUUAAUACGUUUUUACAACUGGCCCCCUGGCUGGUGAUGCAUUUUUAUUCCGUUCUUGUUUGGUCUAUAACGCUUAAAUAUCCCUAGCCUGCGAACAGGCUCUCAAGCUGAAUUGAGAGCCUGCAUCGAUGACUAAUGAAUUUGAAUAUCUGCGUCUCAAAUCGCGACGCGAAAUUCUCAUUGGUCAGAUGCUAUAAUUUAUAUGUUUCCACUGAGCUCUAUAUAUGUCAACUGCUGAAGCACUAUGCAUAAAAAACACAUUAACUGAUCAAAUUGGUCUUGACCAUCUUAUCUCAAAGCACGAAAUGUUCUGUUUUGAGAAAACAGUAUUUAAAACAUUUGAACUUUUGCUUCAAUAUCUUGUAUUUCGAAAAACAGUAUAAACUGUACGUCUAAAUUUAGUUUGCACGGUCUAAAUUUAGUUUGCACGAAAGUUGUAAACAACACCAUAUAAGGAUAUACAUUCCAUAUUUGGAAAAACGAACGUUGCGGGGCAGAUAUUCAAAUUCAUUAGUCAUCGAUGCAGGCUCUCAAUUCAGCUUGAGAGCCUGUUCGCAGGCUAAAAUAUCCCAUGCAACUUCAGUAUAUUGCGCAAACGGUGUGCCUGGAAAAAAUAAUCGAAAAAGCAGUCCGUACAUUAUUUUAUUUUUCAUUAUAUAUAGAGUAUGAUUUUCAUUUUUUUUUCAUUUUUAUUUUUUAUAUUUUUAAAAAUUUUUUUUAGCUUGUGUAGACCAAGAUCCUUCCCUCUGCGCUUUAUAUAAUGCUCAAGGUUACUGCCACCCAGAUUAUGCUGAUGUCAUGAUUGAAACGUGCCCCCAAACCUGCAACUUAUGUCAGUGAUGUUUGUUAUUGAUUGAUAUAUCCCUUGAAUAUUAAAACCAGAGACCUGUUGGUAGCUUAUCAAUUUAUGUCGUAUAUAUAUAUAACGUGUAUAAAAUAUAAUUUUAGUAUAGUAUAGUAUAGUAUAAUAUGAUAGUAAAGUAUAUUAAAAUGUUAUAUAAUAAAUGUUAUAUAGUAAUAGUCACA